GGAAGCGAACGGACGUGCCGGUUCGCUGGCGGUGUGUUUCGAUUUAUAGCGGAUGCCCUGACUUUGUUUGCGUUUGCUGUCAGUGUCUUUGCAUUUGCCUUUGCGUUUGCGCAGUUGCCACACAGUUGUGUUUUUGUUGACGUCCGCGUGUGUCUUUGCCAGUUUGUUUGUCUUUGCGAGGCCAAGCCAUUAGUUGCUGGAUGGCUUUUGCCUGUUUUGUCAAAAAACUAAACCGCGAUUGCAAACCUGAAUAAUGAAGAUGAAAAACAAAUAGUGGCCGACUUGAGUUUGUUUUUGUGUUUGCUGAGUUUUUUGAGUUUUUGUUCAAGUGAAAGCGUGUGAAAAGUGGCCAACACUCAGGGCAAAGCCCUCUCGCACUCUCUUUCUUUUUUUUUGCCUCUCUUUCGGCAAGGGAAUAUACACAAUAAACUCAAGACCCGACAUCCACCGACAUCCACCGACAUCCACCGAUAUCCAGCGAUAUCCAUAUCCUGCCUUGCGGCCAGCCGAAAACUUCCGGUCAACAUGCAACCGCAAUUGUUGCAUCGCCGCAGCCUCCGCCCUUCAUCGCCACGAUCGUCAUCAUCAUAUUAGCCACAGGUGUAGCCUGCUCAUUUUUUGGAUGUCAGCCAGAAGUGGACGCGGUAUGACCACGCCGGGCACACUCUAUCGGUUGGCCAGUGGCUCAGUUGCCACACCUGCCACGCCCACAAACAGCCUUUAUGGCCAGCCGCCCAAGCCAUAUGUCGUGGGCUCAAUCCAGAACGGAUCGGAGCGGAAUCGCAUUCUGGAGUUGCUGAGAGCACCCAAUAACUUGACCUCGCCCACGCUGGAGCCCUCCUCCAAGGGACUACUCAAUGGACCGGGGCAAAACAAUUGCUUUCUCAACUGUGCCGUACAGGUCUUGUGGCACUUGGACGCCUUUCGACGAUCGUUUCGCGGCCUAAAUCAGCACGUAUGCGGUGGCCAAGAUUGCAUCUUUUGCGCUCUAAAGGAACUUUUCCAGCAACUGCAGACCAGUUCCGAGCCCGCCUUGUGCCCGGAGCCACUGCGUCGGGCUUUGGCCAGUGGUCCUUUGGCAGGACGCCGCUUCCCACUCGGCUGCUUGGGCGAUGCCGCCGAAUGCUUCGAGCUCCUACUCCACCGCGUCCACUCGCACAUUUCGCCGGAUGACGGCGACUCCUGCGAAUCCUCCGCCUGCAUCGCCCACCGAAGAUUCGCCAUGCGCGUCAUCGAGCAGAGCGUCUGCAAGUGCGGAGCCAACUCGGAGCAGCUGCCCUUCACCCAGAUGGUGCACUACGUCUCUGCCUCGGCACUGACCUCCCAGAAAAGUCUGGCCCUGCAGUCCCAUCAGCAGCUGAGUUUUGGCCAACUUUUAAGGGCCGCCGGCAACAUGGGCGACAUACGCGAUUGUCCGAACACAUGCGGCGCCAAGAUUGGGAUUUGUAGGGCCCUGCUCAACCGACCGGAAGUGGUAUCCAUUGGCAUCGUUUGGGACUCUGAGCGACCGGCGGCGGAUCAAGUUCACGCCGUUCUGAAGGCUGUGGGCACCAGCCUGCGCCUGGGUGACGUUUUCCACCAGGUCAGCGAGCCACGAUGGGCCCAGCAGACCCAGCACGAGCUGGUGGGCAUCGUGUCCUACUACGGCAAGCACUACACCACCUUCUUCUUCCACACAAAGCUCAAGGUGUGGGUCUACUUCGACGAUGCGAACGUGAAGGAGGUGGGGCCCAGUUGGGAGGGCGUGGUGGACAAGUGCAGCCGGGGUAGAUACCAGCCGCUCCUGCUGCUGUAUGCGGUUCCCCAGCAGCCUUCGGUUGGCAACGGCGCCGGUGUCAAUCACGUGGAUCUGGCCAUGCCGGCGAGUGCUCCAUCCAGUGCUGGCUCAGUGAUUCGCCGGGCAGUUACGCCCAGUCCGGAGAAGCCCAGCUUGGGCAACACAAGGAGGGCCAUCACUCCGACCCCGCUGAGGACACCACCCAACGACUACCAGAACCUGAGUGUGAUUCAGAAGAAUAUCUUUCCAAGCAACCUGGCAAUGGGCACGGAUGAAACGGAUGCCUACAUCAGCCGCAAGACGGUGGAACAUGUGCUAAGUGCCCAGUACCAGAAUCUGAGCGUGAUCCAGGACAAGAUUGGAGGCGGAAAUGGAGUCGGUGUCGGUGUCGGCCAGCAGAGUGUGGACAAGGAUGGAGGCUUUCUGAGUCGGAAACCCAUCGAGGCGGUGCUAAGUGCCCAGCUGGCGAGGAGGCAGCACCUGCAGCUUCAGCGCAGCCACAGUGCGGAGUCGAGCUCGGGCCACGGCUCAUCCAACGGAAGUUCUCCGCCCAGCGAUGGACUCACCAUGCCGGAGCACCUGAAUCAGCCACGUCGUCGCGACUCGGGCAAUUGGUCAGGCGAUCGAAACAGCGCUAGUUCAGCCAGUUCUACGACACUAGACAAUCCCUACCUGUACAUGGUGGCCAAGAGGGGAGUGGCAGCAGUACCCCAGAGCCCAACGCGACAUGGUUUGCCAUAUGACCCGGGCUACGACUCGUUUUCGCUUAGUUCCACGGACUCGUAUCCGCCGAAGCAUGCGCUGAAUCCCCAGCUGGCUAAGAUCCCGGAGGCAGCCCUGGGCGUCGUUCCAAAUGGAGGAGCAGUGCCCCACGGUCAUGGAAACGGACAGCUGGCCUUGUCUGGGGACUGCGAGAAGCUGUGCCACGAGGCAGACCAGUUGCUGGAAAAGUCCCGACUGGUGGAGGAGUCGCAUGAUUUGGAAACUGCCCUGGUGCUCUGCAAUGCGGCUGCUGGGCGAGCACGGGCAGCCAUGGAUGCCCCGUACAGCAAUCCGCACACGAUGACCUUUGCGCGGAUGAAACACAAUACGUGUGUGAUGCGGGCCCGGAGUCUGCACCGUCGGAUUCUGGUGGAGAAGGGGGCCGAAACGGAGGCUAUGCCCGAACUAAAGCACAUGCGCGAAGGAAGCACGAGUAGUGUGAAGCACGUGCGCCAGAAUAGCAAGGAUCGCACGUUAGAGAAGGAGCAGCAGCAGCAGCAGACGCUGCAGUUUCAGCAGAUACAACAGAUCCAGCAGAUUCACCAGAUCCAGCAGCAGAUCCCAGCCAGCAUCGAGAUAUAUGCCACGCUCCCGAAGCGCAAGAGUCCUCUGAAGGCCUUGGCCUCUGCCUCCGCGUGCGAUGACAACGCCAUCGAGUACGAACAGGAGAAGCAACUGGCCACCAGUCCGGGAAAACCGGAGCGGGAGAGUCGCUCCCUGUUCGGACGCAAGGACAAGGACAAAGAGAAGGAGAAGCGCAGUCGCAGCGAGGAUCGCAACAAGCUCACCCGUGAGUUCUCGCUCACCGAAACGCUGCUCGUGAAUGCCAAGGAUACGCUGAAGAAGCACAAGGAGGACAAGGACGAGAAAAAGGAGAAGGACAAGAGCGGCAAAAAGCAGCACAAAAUCAGACGCAAGCUAUUGAUGGGCGGGCUCAUACGUCGCAAGAAUCGCUCCAUGCCGGAUCUCACGGAGGCGGUGGACGACGUUACGGCCAAUGCCGGCAUAAUACACCAUCCACAUUAUCCUGCACAGGGCGUGACUACGGCGGGCACCCUCUUGGGCAGCUCCGUAGACGACAGUGCCGUGGGUUUGGGCAAACACGGCCACGGCAUGAGUGGCUACAUCUCCGAGGGACACUUCGACUACUCGGGGUCCGGGUCGAGCUCGAACUCCGGAGCCGGCAGCAAUCCAAAUCCGAAUCUGGAGAGGAGCAAACUGAUGCGGAAGAGCUUCCACGGCAGCGGCAGGCAGUUGACCAUGGUGCCGAAGGUGGCGCCACCGCCGCCCAUGCGAACCAGUUCCACUUUGACCCCACAGCAACAACAACAACAGCAAUUCCACCACGAGGCCAACUUGUCCAACCUCUCGGCCAUGAGUUCGAACACCUCGAUCAGCGAGGACUCCUGCCAGACGAUCAUCACCACCUGCGCGCAGGUGCACUCGGAGCAGAGUCCUCUGAAGGAUCUGCAAAUGCUGGUCGGCCAGGAUGAGCUGCCACUGCCGCCGCCAAUGGAGCUGCCCCCGUACCCGAGUCCACCGCACUCUUCCUGCCAUUCGCGACAGGCUAGCGAAGAUUUCCCGCCACCACCACCGCCGGAAUUGGAUCUGGAGCCACUCAACCAGCAACUGAGCCAGCUGCACGCUCUGGAGGCGGCCAGUAAGCAACAGCGCCAGCAACUUGAGUCCCUCGAGGGCACCACCAGCAUUUUGGCCCAGCUGCAGCAGCGCCAGCACCUUCUCAAGCUGAGAAAGGAGCAGGCCAAUCACCCGGGAACAACCACCACGGAUGCCACCUGGCUGAAGGAGCUGCAGGCGAAACAAGCCAACGAUUUGAGAGCCAUGCAACGCAAGCUGGAGGCCUCGUCGCCAUCAAGUGUUAGGGAUUUGACACAUCGCUUCGAGCAGACCUCCAUUCGAUCCUACGCAUCGCAGGAGCUAUUGUCCCAGCCGGGACAGACGCAGCAGAUGGGGCAGCUGCGCACCCAGAUGAACGGGUUGCCCAACGGCAAUGCAAAAUUGGAUGUGGAUGAGGUGGACGCUAUGCCGCCGGUGAGAAACUCCCUGCCCGCCGCACUCACCGCUCAUCAAAUGCUGCCCAAGCCCAAGUACGAAAUGACGCAAUCGCAGAUUGCAGAGGAGAUUCGCGAGGUGGAGUUGCUGAACACGAUGGUGCAGCAGACACUGAAUCAGAAUGGAGCCACCGCACUACCCAAGCGGGUAAAGAAAAAGAGCGUCUCCUUCUGCGACCAGGUGAUCCUGGUUGCCACAGCUGGAAACGAGGAGGACGAUGACUUUAUACCCAAUCCCAUACUGGAGCGGGUCCUGCGGACUGCCCAGCAUCCCAACGAGAAGGUCACCGCUCAAAUGAUCCAGCAGCAGCAGCAGAACAUGAUGCGAUUGCAAACGGAAGCGCAGCCGCGGCAACAGCAGCUGCAGCAGAUGCAACAACAGCAGCAGCAACCAUCACCCAUGUUGGGCAGACCUGCAGGAGCCACAGCAGAUAUGCAACGGUAUGUGCAGAGAAUGCAGCAACAGCAGCAGCAACAGCAGCAGCAACAGCAGCAGCAACAGCAGCAGCAACAGCAGCAGCAACAGCAGCAGCAACAUCAGGAGAUGUACCGCCAGCACCAGCAUCGCACUAGUAUGAGCGGCAUAGCCAGCCAGCAGCACUUGCAGCAAUUGGAUGCACAGUACACCACCAUGCCGCGUCCCUUGCAUCAUUCACAGCUUGGUAGCUACUCUGUGCAAUUGCAGAAGCACCAGCAGCUGCAGCAGCAACAGCAGCAACAGCAACAACAGCAGCAGCAGGCUACGCAGCAACUUAGCUUGGGCUACUUCAGCAAUGGCAAUGUAGCGACUUCAGAGCAAGUGCCGCUGCCUUCGCCCUACCAGCGGGUGCCCCUGCCACAUGGUUACCAGCCUGCUGCAGCAGGACCGUACUACCCGCUGCCCAAUGCCCAGCAACACAUGCAGCAGCAACAGCUGAUGGCCAAACCUGUGCAGAAAAAAGUUAGCUUUGAGCCAGGGACCAAGGGCGAAGCCGAUUGCUUGCCACCGCCACCGCCGCCGCCGCAAAAGAACGGGUUGCCCGAGGCCGGAUCAGCAGGAUUGGGACACCCUGGAGCAACAGCCGGAGCAACUGUUGCGGGCGGCACCUCAUCGGCCGGCAUCACCGCCAUUCCCACCCGCGUCUACAACAAUGCCAUUGUGAAGGCUUCUGCCAAAGCCGUUGAAUGCAAUUUGUGCCGCAAGCGGCAUGUGAUCGCACCGGCGGUGUAUUGCACCAACUGCGAGUACUACCUGCAGAUGCUGAACCAGCGCAGAUGAUGAUGAUUCGAGCCCCGACCAUCGACCAUCUCUAGUGCAACUUUCUAGCCGUACAUGGAACCCGUUAAUCUCAAGCAAUACAAUGCUGCCACAUCGCCAAUAAGGAUUCGCCAAGGAUGUACAUAGCAAGGUUACAAAUACGUACAUAGGUCUAAGGAUAUAAGGUGGUGCCAGCUAUCAGGCGAAUUGCAUGGACCCAGGACUCAAGGAGCAGGCGGAAUGCGGAAGCGGAGGGAAAGCACAGUCCUUCUAUGGUUUUACAUGAGAAGUUCCCGCUGUGACACGUAACCCACCCACUAAUGCCACCACCACCCAUCACCACCCACAUCAAUGCCAAUGUCCCCAAGCACACGCACACAAGCAUAUUGUACACGCCCAUUCAUAUCUACACAUAUACUUGCCCAGAAAUUGUGCUUAUUCUUAGCGAUGCAGCGGUUACCACCGAUUGGGACCAUAGUAAAAUCCCACCGCUGCAUCGUUUACCAACUGCACAGUGCCACCCGUCGCCCCAUUGGACAUCGAUCGCUUGACUAACUCCACACAUUAAAACACCCAAAGCCUGACCAGCCGUCCGCCUCCGCAAACCACCACAUAAGAGUAAUUUGUUUCGACAACGAAUUUGAGAGACGCCAGCAGUUUAAAACUUGGUCGCUGAGCUUCCUUGUGCGUGCUGUUGUCCAACGACACUCGCAUUACCAUUUUUUUUAACAUUUUUUUUUUUUUUAUAAUUUUUAGUUUUACUCUAAUCACUUUAGGCAUUUUUUUUUAUUGUCGUACUUAAAUUUGUUAAGAAUAUUUUUUGUGUCUUGCAUUUAACCGAUUUUGUGUAUUUAUAAUGUUAAAAUUACUCUUACAGAUUACAUAAUUUUAUUUAGAUUUUAUUUUUGUAUAACAUUUUUAAAAGAUACUUCUCUUUGCAGCAUAUGAGCAACAAAAAAAGAGAUGUCGAGCAUCCAAGAAAAUGGUAAUGAAUUAAUAUUUCUAAAUAAAUACAUACAAACAAAAUAAAAAUGUCUAUUUACUUCUGGGUAAAAAGAAGUAUGACCAGUGUUUUAAA
Drosophila yakuba is the source of this 6926-nucleotide messenger RNA. RefSeq lists its product as uncharacterized. The transcript has 6 exons. The coding region runs from base 623 to 5869 and encodes 1748 amino acids. Gene Ontology annotation, molecular function: cysteine-type deubiquitinase activity. The record is from RefSeq and is a predicted model, not a curated record. Lineage: Eukaryota; Metazoa; Arthropoda; Insecta; Diptera; Drosophilidae. Gene Ontology annotation, biological process: protein deubiquitination.